Molecule: messenger RNA, 1725 nt
Organism: Verticillium dahliae VdLs.17
Lineage: Eukaryota; Fungi; Ascomycota; Sordariomycetes; Glomerellales; Plectosphaerellaceae
Product: multidrug transporter of the major facilitator superfamily
Exons: 4
Coding region: 1-1725 (574 amino acids)
Biological process (GO): intracellular polyamine homeostasis; transmembrane transport
Molecular function (GO): polyamine transmembrane transporter activity
Source: RefSeq, a predicted model, not a curated record
AUGACGGCCUCCGGAGCCGACGAGAAACACACUGAGUCGCCCAAAAGCCCCAGACAUGAUCAAAACCCAGCCCAGCAGCGACACUCGGUCGACAGCCUAUCUAUCCACAGCCAGGCCUCGCAUGGCAGUCAGCAGGAUGAAAAGCCAUCACGUCGGGCAUCGGAAAAACCAGAUGUGUAUGGGGCCGACGCUGAACAGCCUGGAGCUGGGGUGACAUCGCCCAUUCGAGACAGGUCGCGAGCCGCCUCAACUCGCUCACGCCCCAUAUCCGUCGUGCCGGCCUCGAGGCGUAGAGGCUUCCUCGGCCGGCUCACGCUGAUUCCCGAGCUGGAGCGACCACAGGAGUAUUCGAACAAGACAAAAUGGUGCAUCACUGCCGUGGUCGCUCUGGCAGGCAGCGCUAGCCCGCUCGGCUCGGCCAUUUUCUACCCUGCCCUGCCGCAGAUGGCCAUUGACCUCAACACGAGCACGACAAAGGUCAACUUGUCAGUCUCCCUCUACAUGCUGGCUAUGGCCAUAUUCCCUCUCUGGUGGUCGUCAUUUUCCGAGGUCAUGGGGAGGCGCAACAUUUUGCUCGUCUCCUUUGCCCUGUUUGUCGUAUUUUCUGUCUUGAGCGCCAUCAGCACCAAUGUCGACAUGCUCGUCGUCAUGCGAUUCUUUGGCGGCGGUGCAAGCGCCAGCGUGCAAGCCGUCGGCGCUGGAACCAUUGCCGAUAUCUGGGAGCCUCGCGAACGAGGACGUGCCAUGAGACAGCUCCUCGGACCUAUCUUGGGUGGCGUCCUAUCCGAGGCCUUCGGCUGGCAAUCGACCAUGUGGUUCCUGACCAUAUACGGCGCAAUCGUCCUGGUCUGCCUCUUCUUUUGCUUGCCCGAGACUCUUCCAAGGCGCAAACCUGCCGUCCCUCCGGCUGCUGUCCGGGAAACAGCUGGUGGCAGCAGCAGUCCUGCGCUGUCUCGCACACGGACGACCGAGUCGAUCAAGCAAAACACCAAGAAGGCAACGGCACUGUUCAGGAAGCUCAUCGUCGAUCCUUUAUCCGUGCUCACGUAUCUGCGCUUCCCGGCCGUCGCCAUCACAGUCUACUACGCCGCCAUCACCUUCGGCUCGCUCUUUGCCCUCAACAUCUCCGUCCAGGCCGCAUACUCGACUGACCCCUACAACUUUAACCAGUCCAUUCUCGGUCUGAUCUACAUUGCCAAUGGCGCAGGCUACAUUAUGAGUUCUCUGCUCGGCGGCCGCUGGCUCGACCAUAUCAUGACACGCCAAGCGCAAAAGGCAGGCCGUUACGACACGGACGGUAAACUCAUCCUCCUUCCCGAGGACAGGAUGCGGGAGAACAUGUGGAUCGCCGGCACGGUCUAUCCCGCCAGUCUGUUGCUCUACGGCUGGACGAUCCAGUACGGCGUCUUUUGGUUCCUUCCCCUCACCUUCCUCUUCACAUUUGGCGCCGCCUCCAUGCUGGUGUUUGCUGCCGCCACGACCAUGCUGACCGAGUUUAUGCCAAAGCGCAGUUCUGGCGGCGUCGCCGUGAACAACUUUGUGCGCAACAUCUUCUCGUGCGUCGGCGCCUUGGCCGCGCAGCCCGUCAUUGACGGCAUUGGCCACGGCUGGCUUCUGACGAUCUUGGGAGUCUUCACGUGGGUGACGGGGUAUUUCUGCAUCUGGAUCUUGAGGAAGAAAGCGCCCGUGUGGAGGACCAGCAUGGACAAGGCGUUGAACUCAUAG